Molecule: messenger RNA, 876 nt
Organism: Prorocentrum cordatum
Lineage: Eukaryota; Dinophyceae; Prorocentrales; Prorocentraceae
Source: the annotation of a GenBank genome assembly
GCCACCGCCUUCCCAUCGUGCGAUGCGACGACAACAGAACCCUUCUUCGAAGAAGUGACGACUGAAGAGCCGGCGCUGGACAUCCCCUUGGAGCUCCAAGUUCAGGGCCAGAGCGGCAAGUUCACUCUCGUGCCGGUGGAUGUAGAUGGCGAAGAAGUGGGUGCGUCUGUUGUUGUGAAGCAUUCGAUCAAAACUUUUGCAAGCCAGGACUUCACGGUGGGCGAUAUGGAGACCGUCCGCAUGGGCUCUGGAGUUUCUGCUGCCAAGGUGUCGUUCGACUCAACCAUCUCGGAGAUUGGACGGAUCGGCGUUGACACCUAUGUCAUGGCACAGUCGGGAACGGUGGGGAUGUCCAACGAGUCGUGGCACGUCAGCAUCGGAGAGCUGAAGUGGAAUAUCCGCCUCUGGGACUGGACCUGGUGCGACGGCUCCAACUGCAAGGAUGGCCAGACCGAGCAGGUCGGCGCGUUCGUCGAGCUCGACAUCACGGCGCAGAAUUUUUUUUGGGGGGGGAGCGCCAACCAGGGCAGCGGGAAGUCCGUGUCUUUGGGCAGCAACGCGACGCUCGAGCUGUCGACGCAGGCGCAGAGAGACUGCUCGUGGGAGCAGCUGCCGGCCGGGUUCCCUUCCAUCGGUACCCAGGGCAGCCAGACCACCAUCAUUUUUCGCUUCCCGCGCUUCGAGACCCCCUGCCUGUGCGAUCCCGCCCUGUCUGACGCAGCGGAAGAGAUGGGCGUCGACGUCGCAUCUACCCCGGCCCCAACCUACUAUUACUACGCAACCGCCCCAGCCCCAGCGCCCGGCGAUGACGUGGUUGGCUCGGCCGCGCCGGCCGCGCUCGGCGCCGCUGCGCUCUGCUCCUCGAUCGCGGCGGCG